UAUUUAGAGUACCAGUACCAGCAACCCCUCACAUUCCACAUCUGUACGUGUGACUCCCUGGUGUUUCUCUCUCCAGGUGUGGUGUUCCACUACAGAGCCAACACCAGCCGCUACACUCUGGACUUCUCUGGAGCCGUGGAGGCGUGUCGCUCUGCAGGCGCCACCAUCGCUACACCCGAACAGCUCACGGCUGCCUUUGAGGACGGCCUGGACCAAUGUGACGCCGGCUGGCUCUCCGACCAGUCGGUCAGGUAUCCAAUCACAGAGCCUCGUCCCGGCUGUGCAGGAAACCUGUUGAGCCGACCGGGAGUGAGAACGUACGGCGUCCGAGACCCGACAGAGGAGUACGACGUGUACUGCUACGUAGAUAAACUACACGGCGAUGUCUUCUUCCCGUCCUCCGUCAGCGGUAAGCUCUCGCUGCAGGAGGCCAGAGACGAGUGUGAGAAGCACGACGCCGUGUUGGCGUCUCCCGGUCAGCUGUUCGCGGCCUGGAGGGCGGGGCUUAACCGCUGUGACUACGGCUGGCUGUCGGACGGCAGCGCCCGCUACCCGGUCACCGUCCCCAGGCCUCAGUGCGGAGGAGGCCAGCUGGGGGUCCGCACGCUCUACAAGUACAAAAACCAGACCGGCUACCCGAACCCCACCGACAGACACGGACUCUACUGCUUCAAGGGUGAGACUGAAACCCAUCACACAACUAUUUAUUACACGGAACGGAGUUUAGCCUUUUAGACUCUGACCUUUAAGUGGCUUCAGAGCAGCAGGAGUUACAAACAGAUCGAUGCUAUAAAAUACUUUAUUGUUGACUUCCUACGAUUUCUCUUAAGAUGUGAGUUCUUGUUCCCUCUGCUGGCGGGAUGGAAAAGCAGGUUUUCUUUAAACAAUCUCCAAAACGACACCGUUUAUCA
Molecule: messenger RNA, 911 nt
Organism: Anarrhichthys ocellatus (wolf-eel)
Lineage: Eukaryota; Metazoa; Chordata; Actinopteri; Perciformes; Anarhichadidae
Product: aggrecan core protein-like
Exons: 3
Biological process (GO): skeletal system development; glial cell differentiation; cell adhesion
Cellular component (GO): perineuronal net; synapse
Molecular function (GO): hyaluronic acid binding
Source: RefSeq, a predicted model, not a curated record